AACCUCCACCUCCGCCUCCCCCGGUGCGCAGCGCACACAGCCGAGCCGCAGCCAGUCACGCGCCCGACUUCGCUCGCUCGCGCACGCACGCACGCACGGGACGGAACACACUCGCGCACUCCCACUCCCACUCCACCGCUCCGCUCUCCCUGCCUGGCCCACGGCCGCCGCGCCGCCUGCCUUGCCUGCCCGCCUGCAUGGGCGACCACCACCCGCGGGCCCGCCCCGCCGCCGGCGACCUGCGCCCGCCGGAGCCGCCGCUCGACCCGCUCGAGUUCCUCUCCCGCUCCUGGAGCGCCUCCGCCGUCGACGUGCCCCGCCCGCGCCCGCCGUCGCCGGCGCCGCUCCUCGCCGCGCCCAUCGCCGAGGACCCCGCCUGCUGCGAGCUCGACGACGGCGCCGCCACGGCCGGCAGCUCCUUCUCCUUCGCCUCCGCCGCCACCUCGCAGUUCAUCAUGGAGCGGAUCCUGGCGCAGUCGGAAGUGGCGCCCCUCACAACCGGACGGCUCUCCCACAGCAGCGGCCCGCUCAACGGCGGCGGCUCGCUCACCGACAGCCCGCCGGUCUCGCCGGAGAUUGACGACUCGCAGGUUCACUUCUUGUCACCUUUGCUGCUUUCCACUCGUGCUGGCUACCAGUUCCUAGGCGAGGCCCCUGUUCCAAGUGCUCGUGAUUUCCAGUGCAGUAGUACUCGCAGUUCUACUAGUACUUGGCCUCAAUUUUUAAUGCCGAGCAAAGCGCCAGCCUUCUUCAGGCUCUCACUAAUUGUGCUCAGUUUCCAGUACCAUCUUCGGAUGUUCUUGAGCGUUUUAAGUUACAAAGACCAAGGCGCUAGUGGACGAACUGUGUUGAUGUGUCAAGUUUUUUAGAGUUUCAGCAAGAAACCAAAAGAGAUUGUGCACUAGCAGCCGUGUGCACGACUCAUGGUCGUGUGCUUGUUUACCGGGAAAACCAUCUUUUCCGCGCUCUACAACUUCAGAAAACCCGAAAAAGUCGAUUAAAUCAUGAAGCUUUUGCGCAGCUUUCUUUUUACUAGUAGUUCCAUUGUCCUUGCUAGAUUAUUUGUCCGGGAAAAAAUAUCUGUUCACAAAACUUUUCCUUGCAUAUUGUGUCUAAACUGACGGUUUGCAAGACUAUUUUUGUAAAGUUCAUCGGCUGCAAUUAAACAUUUCCAUGGCAAAAGAUCUCAGCAAAAUAUCAAAACAUUUUUAGCAUUGUAUAGGCUCUCACACUCACACUAGAAACCGCAGCUUGGUUGUGCUUGUGGUAAAACAGCCGAGGCCAGAAGAGUCACUUGUUUAUGAAAGUAACUAUACUAUAGGAAGCUGUGGGACACUGAGAGGCUGCCUGGGAGCUGGGACAAAGAGACCAGCCUUGCAGCCUUCCCUGUGCGCCAAAUUUUCUGUGGAGAGAGAACAAAAGAAAAAAAUGGAACAGGCCCCGUCGCCUUUCUCACAUUCCGAUAAAACACCUGGCCAUAGUAACCCUCAUCUCUUUUUCCCCACAUCUUUUGUUUUGCCUAGUCCCUUUCGCUCUCUCUCUCUCUCGCUCGCUGCUACCAAGAGCCUGCGAUCUCGGCGCCCAUGGCGCAAUGUUUUGCCGCGGCCAUGUCCUUUUCUCCGUCGCCCCCGCCGACAACUCCUGUUUUCCAGUUUGAAGGCUGUGCCCCUUCACAUGCGGGAUCAUGU
Molecule: messenger RNA, 1688 nt
Organism: Triticum urartu
Lineage: Eukaryota; Viridiplantae; Streptophyta; Magnoliopsida; Poales; Poaceae
Source: RefSeq, a predicted model, not a curated record